CGGGAGUACACAUUUUCUGAAUCUUACAGGACCUGCCUGACAUGCAAGAGCUCAUCACUCAAGUGUGGUCAGAGAAGUGCUCCCUGCAGGCCGCAGCCAUCCUCGAUGCAAAUGAUGCUCACCAAACAGAGACCUCCUCCUCCCAAGUCAAGGACAAUAAGCCUCUGGUUGAACGGUUUGAGACAUUCUGCCUGGACCCUUCCCUUGUCACCAAGCAAGCCAACCUUGUGCACUUCCCACCAGGCUUCCAGCCCAUCCCCUGCAAGCCUUUGUUCUUUGACCUGGCCCUCAACCAUGUGGCUUUCCCACCCCUUGAGGACAAGUUGGAACAGAAGACCAAGAGUGGCCUCACUGGAUACAUCAAGGGCAUCUUUGGAUUCAGGAGCUAACCAGGCUCUUCCUCGGGGGCAGGGGAGAUUCUGACUGUUAAUCUGUAUUGUGAGAAAAUCCCAGCAAGUUCCAUGAUAUUAAAUCCAGGUCUGCAUUGGCCUGGGGCAAGAGUUUAACAUCUUCAGCCCUGCAUUCCUACAGCCUGUGUCUGUACACAUUCUUAAGCAGUGAGUUAGGAGAGCA
Messenger RNA from Pan troglodytes (chimpanzee), 573 nucleotides. RefSeq names its product signal recognition particle subunit SRP68-like. The record is from RefSeq and is a predicted model, not a curated record. The coding region runs from base 42 to 389 and encodes 115 amino acids. Gene Ontology annotation, cellular component: signal recognition particle, endoplasmic reticulum targeting. Gene Ontology annotation, molecular function: 7S RNA binding; signal recognition particle binding; endoplasmic reticulum signal sequence receptor activity. Gene Ontology annotation, biological process: SRP-dependent cotranslational protein targeting to membrane. Lineage: Eukaryota; Metazoa; Chordata; Mammalia; Primates; Hominidae. The transcript is spliced from 3 exons.